GAUUGUGUGUGUGUACAACUUAUAUGAGCGAAGAUCAUCAAACAGCGAGUACUUCAUUAGUGGACGACUUUGAGGAAAGAUAUGCUGUGGAUGGAAUAGAAGAAGAAUUGUAUCGUCAAGGAGAACAUUACUCUCCCAUAUUAACUCCAGCUUCCAUCUCUAAUAAGCCUUCUCCUUAUCAUAUCAAAGCUUAUGGCUUUACCAAUCACUGGUUGGAACACUUAUUAAGAGAUGUUUUGAUGCUUUCCUUAUUUUCCGUUUUUGGAGUAUUAACUCGAAUUGGACUUUCUCUUUUAUUUGGUCCUGAACACGCAGACGUGACUUCAAAGACUGGAGCUUUAUUUUAUGACUUGCCACCUAAUGCUGUCGGUUCCUUUUUUAUGGGUAUAUUUGUUGCUGGCAAGUCAUAUAUACCAAGUCAAUCAGCACCUACAAUAUAUUUAUCUUUUACUACGGGUUAUAUGGGUUCUGUGACAACUUUUGCUUCCUGGAAUCAACAAGCGGUAGAAAUGUUUGCUGGUGGAAACAAAGUUGCAGCACUUUUUGAGUUAGUCAUUGGUGUAGAAUUGUGCUAUUUUUCGUUUAUGAUGGGUCUCCAUAGUGAACUGGCUUUGAAAGGCUUUGUUCGUAACUAUCUUAGAACACUAGUCAAUCGAGGCUUGGUAGGAAAUCAUAUUGAAAAGCAAAAUCAUGAAGAACAUUUUGAACAACAAGAAACUUCACAAGGAAAUGGUGUAGAAUCCACCUGGACUCCUCAUGUUGAUGAUACUCAAAGAGACUCUUCCAUGUUUGGUUCCAUUUCCAGAACAAGUUUGGAGAAUCAUCUCGAGGAAAUUCAGAGAGAGCUAAGUAGUCGAAAGCAUAGAACAUCCAGUUCUCGUCGUACAAGUACUUCCGAUGACUUUCUUGGUUAUCUUGCUGUCCAGUUGAAUUCCGUUAUUGAGAGAAUGGGUAGAAAAACAUUUUCAGAUGAACGAUAUGAAAGAAGACAACAGCAAGACAACUCCAAAGAUAUUCAGCAACAUACACCAAAGCUAAAUUCACAAGUUACGAAGCCUAGCCAAGCAACUACUCAAGAGGAUCAAAGGUUUUCGAACAAGUUAAUUUUGUUCUUAGGUUUCAUACUUUUUGUCGUUGUUUAUGGUGGUUUUAUAAGUGCAGCUGUGGUAGAUACAGAUAGACAAAGAAGAAGCUAUUGGUUUGCUUGUAUAUUCGGUCCAUUUGGUGCCAUUUCUCGUUGGCAAUUGGCAGCUUUGAAUCGAAAUGUUGUAUGGUUUCCGAAGGGUACUUUUAUUACGAAUAUGAUAGCAAGUGCAUUUGAUGCUGCUUUUGCAGCUAUUCUACUUUAUCAUGAUGAAUAUUGGUCUUUUGUUAUACUUCAUGGUCUGUCUUUAGGCUUUUGUGGUGAUAUGAGCACUGUGUCUACUUUUGUUGGAGAAAUGUAUUCAAUAGUCAAGUUGCAUCAUAAGUACUUGUAUGUUUCUAUAUCUGUCAUUUUGGGUCAAGUUAUUGGUUUGUUGAUUUAUGGAAUACCUUAUUGGAUAAAGUAACCAUUCCAACCUCCCAUUGGAUACA
Molecule: messenger RNA, 1575 nt
Organism: Galdieria sulphuraria
Lineage: Eukaryota; Rhodophyta; Bangiophyceae; Galdieriales; Galdieriaceae
Exons: 6
Coding region: 24-1550 (508 amino acids)
Biological process (GO): fluoride transmembrane transport
Cellular component (GO): membrane
Molecular function (GO): fluoride transmembrane transporter activity
Source: RefSeq, a predicted model, not a curated record